AUGGAUACACGAUCUUUAUGGAAUAUAAUAUUGGGUGGUCACUGGAAAUGUACAUCUGGUUUUUUACAUUCAUCAGAUUAUGAGAUUGCAUCCUACUUAAAGAUUACAAAUCAAACACGGACAACAACUAAAUUAUGUUCAUUUUCAAUGAUACAAAAAUUAGUAAAUGAAGAAAAUACAGUAGUAAAUUCGGCGUGUCCAUUUAUAAAUGCUAAUUCAUGGACUAUAGUAGAUGAUUAUAUAUUUUUGUUAUUUGAUGGUGAUGAUAAGUCUGGAGCUAAAUUAGAUAUUUGGAAUAUUAAUAGUUAUUCAAAUAAACCUUUUGGGCUUAUUUCUUCUUUUGAAAGUAUAUCACAAACUAUUCAUGGACCAAUUUUUUCUAUUAUGAAUAAUAAAACUAUUAAGGUAAGUUUAAAACAUAAUUUACUGCUUUAUAUUGCAGAGUCACAAAAAGCUAAAGUUAAAGAAUGGUUCUGUAUAAAUAAAGAAGAAAGUAAUAAAGAAGAGAUUAUAGAAUAUGGGAGAAAAUUUGAAUUUUCUGAACAUUGGGGUGAGCAUUACUAUAAAUUUUCACAUCCUAGUAUAUUUGUGUGGAAUAUUGAUGAUAAAUUUUCUGGAAUUGGUGAACAACCUAUAGCUUUAAAUUUUAAAGGUUCAGAUACAUGUUCAGUUUUUUAUAUGGAUUUAUUACCUGAUGAAACAGGUCUAAUAAUUACUACAGUAGAGAAUAAUCCAAUAAAACUUGGCUACUGUUUUUGUUUUAGAAGACCAUCAAAAAUUCUUUUAUUAAGUGAUAUUGAUAAAUAUAUUUUAAAUAAUAAUAUUAAAAGUGAACUAUGUAAUUUAAAUAUUACUCCAAUCACUAUUUCUUCAGAUGAUGAAUUUGUUAGAGCAGCAACUGUUAUACCAUAUAGUGGUAAAGAUUCAAAUAUAAGGUGUUCAAUUAUUUAUUAUUCAUAUUCAAUGUUAAAUAAUGUUUCUGUUCAUUGGUUUUCAAUAAAACUAUGUAUUCAAGAUUUAUAUAAGUCUGAUAAAGGGUGGAUAUGUAAUGGACCAAAACGUGUAUGUGUUGAAAAUUAUUCAGAUCCUAUAAAUACCAUUCACCCAAAGGUUUUCCAAGGAUUUUGUGGACUUUUUGGUGAUGAAUUGAAUACAAUAAAGAUAGUUCCAGAUACAAGAUGGAUAAUUACUUCUACUAUUCAAGGCCCAUUUACAAUUUUAGUUGCAAUAAAUGUAGAUACAUGUGAAGUUUGCAAAAUUGAAUUUGUACCGAAAAAUAAGAACUGUUCAUUAAUUGGAUGUUAUAAUAUUUUGGAUGUAACUAAAUCAAAGAAGAGUAAUUCAUGGUACUUAUUAAUUGUUUUUUCAUCUCCAAUCAUACCAUCAUUAGCUAUUCUUGCCGAAAUAAAAGAUUUUAAUCCAACAUCUAAUCAUAUAUUAUAUGCUAAUGAAAUAAAAACAAUAAGUAGCCCUGUUGGAAUUGAACAAAAUAUUUUAGAUACUGAAUUUCCUAAAUUUGCAAAAUCAAAUUUCAAUAAUUGUUCAGAUAAAUUUAUUGAGUUACUUAGUAAUAUUAGUUAUGAAAUAUUUGAAGAUAAACAUAUCUUAAUGAAACCUAAAUUAUUUGAGAACCUACAAAAGAUACCAAUAGUUGUUAAUGUUCAUGGGGGGCCAAAUAGUGUUUCAGUGUGUAACUUUGCAAUUACUAAUUGUUUCUUUGUAUCAUUGGGAUAUGCUGUAUUACUUCCGAAUUAUCGUGGAUCAAUAGGAUUUGGUGAUAAUUACUCAAAUUGUCUAAUUGGAAGUGCUGGGAAUAUUGAAGUUAAAGAUGUGCAUGAUAUAAUGGAAAGUGUAAUUUUGAAAUAUAAAGAUUUUAUUGAUAGUAAAUGUUGUUUUGUAUUUGGUGGAUCUUAUGGUGGAUUUAUUACACUCCAUUUAGUUGGUAUGUAUCCAAACAGAUUUAAUGCAGCAUGUAGUAUUAAUGGAGUUACUAAUGCAGCCACAAAAAUAGGUGUAACAGAUAUUCCUGAUAUAUCAUUAGGAUUAAUUUGUGAGUCUAAUGUUCAGUUCUGGAAGAAUGCAUCAUAUACAUCAGAUCAAAUUAAAAGACUUUAUGAAAAUUCACCUAUUGCAAGAAUUUCUAAUGUUACAACACCUUUACUACUAGCUAUUGGCACUGAUGAUAUCCGUGUACCUCCAUCACAAACUAUUGAGUAUUAUAAGAUCCUUAAAUCAAUUGGAAAAACUAAAGUUAAAUUUUUGCAAUAUCCUAGUGAACAUCACAGUAUAAGUAAAUUGGAACACUUGACAGACUUUUUAUUAAAUGUUGUCGAUUGGUUUGGUAGAAAUGGUGGAAUUCCAAUAAAAAUCGAGGAUAAAUAG
Molecule: messenger RNA, 2382 nt
Organism: Cryptosporidium muris RN66
Lineage: Eukaryota; Apicomplexa; Conoidasida; Eucoccidiorida; Cryptosporidiidae
Product: prolyl oligopeptidase family protein
Exons: 1
Coding region: 1-2382 (793 amino acids)
Biological process (GO): proteolysis
Molecular function (GO): serine-type endopeptidase activity
Source: RefSeq, a predicted model, not a curated record